AUGGACCUGAGUCCGGGCAGCGGUGCCCUGUUCGAGGCUGCUCUGAGCCGUGGCUUCCUGUACCACGGCCUCUGCAGGAACCGGUCGCAGAUGAACUGGCCGCAGGGCAUCGCUGACAGAGCCACCUGUGGCUUGAUUGCCACCGAGGGAAGCAGCCUGCUCAGCUCCGAAUGCCGCUCAGCGGCCUCUCUGCGAGAGCCUGGAAAUCUCGAGACGUCCCUUCCUGAAGAUGGCCAUAUUGAUGAAGCAACUCCGCUGGCUACUGAGACGGCUGGCGUUCACGCAGUGGCGCCGCGUGGGUCGGCGCUGCUGAACGGGCGGUUGGGUGCCGAUGCGAGGUCAGAGCUCCCAGCCGAUAUCUUGCAGUCCAUCGAAGAUGUGUACAGCGCAGUGCUGGCGGUGUGGAUCACGCGCUUCGAUUCCCUUCAGAACUCUCUCCUAUUGAAGGCGGAGACGGAGGAGCAGAAGCAGAUCUGCCUUGCUGCCUUUCAGGAUCGCGUGCGCGCCGCGUGCAAUGGAGCUCGUUCCGAUCGUGUUCGGGAUAAUAUGAUCCCUUAUAGAACUGAAAGUGUACAAUUUUUGGCCUCCCUGCAGGAAGAGUGGCAGCAAAAGCGCCGGGAGGUCUACACUGAAAAGAUGACAAAGCGGGGCUACGGAGGCGAUUUCCUUUGCCGCUUCGAUGCUGAUGACGUGAUGUACCGUGAGCGACACCUGGCACCGAAGGGCCUGAACAACGUUUAG
Symbiodinium necroappetens is the source of this 741-nucleotide messenger RNA. NCBI's taxonomy places the organism in Eukaryota, Dinophyceae, Suessiales, Symbiodiniaceae. The record is from the annotation of a GenBank genome assembly.